UACCAACGGCCUCCCCCUACAAACCCUGCAAUCCCGCCACCACAUCACGCUUACCCUUUCUUUUUGUCAACGGUCAAUUUGGCUGGCUCCUGCCCUCCUCCCUCCCUUCUAUAUAUCCUCCCCCACCAACCCCAAAUAAAGCAUUCCUUCCAGCUCAAAAAUAAACACCACCACCUCCUCCUCCCCUUCCUUCAUCCAUUAUCAUCAUCCCUUCUCCUUCCAUCCUUCUCUCUUCCUUGAAUCCUUUUGAAUUCUAUUUUCAUCAUGAGCCCUUCGUCGCGAGAGAUCAGCGGCCCCCGCCCGGCUUCUCUCAAGAUCCACAAGGACUCCCACCUUAUCCACAAGCAAUCCUCCUCCUCAUCAUCAUCAUCCUCCUCCUCCACCACCACCACCACCUCCUCCUCCAGCACCCACCACCACCACCAGCGCCACCACCCCGUCAUCAUCUACACACACUCCCCCAAGAUCAUCCACACGCAGGCCCGCGACUUCAUGGCCCUGGUCCAGAAGCUGACCGGCCUCUCCCACUCCACCGACGACAACGACGACGCUGCCGCCGCCGCCGCCGCAAACAAUCCCCCUCCCCCGCCAUCCAACAUUACACGCAAGAACGCCGACACCGUCCAUGCGGCUACCGACGACUCGUCGUCAUCGUCCGAGAACUACAGCAUCGCCGGGGACGUCGUCCACCACGUCGGCUGCUCCUCGCUGCCAUGUGCCGCUGCCAUGUCGCCGCUUGGCUUCGACCCUUCACCACCGUCUAACCCGUUUCUGUCGGAGAUCCCGCUCUUCACGCCCAACUCCUCGGACUUCUUCUGCCCGCCGAGGUCCUUCUACAGAUACCCGGAGUCGGCGGUGUUCUCGCCGUCCAUUCCGAACAUGGGCGGCGCCAUCUCGCCUUCCAUGAUGGAGGCCAUGAAGGCAUUCCCGGAGUACUGAUGAGACCGGCAGGAGGCCUGAUUUUCAUUGAUUGGUAAUAAUUCUUCUAGUUUCGUUUGUUUUGGUUGGGUGAUCCUAUGAGCUCAGGAAGCGGGGCAAAUGUGAAUAAUAUGAUUCAAUUCAUUCGUUGUUGGACUCCUUGCAAUUGGAGGUUGGAGGCCUGCAUCUAGUUUUCAUUUUCUUGUUCUUGUAAUAAAAUGGAUUUUGGAAUGCUUCUUCGUUGCUUCUUUUUUUGUCAUCAAAAUCCGAACAAGCUUAAGAGA
Molecule: messenger RNA, 1202 nt
Organism: Phoenix dactylifera (date palm)
Lineage: Eukaryota; Viridiplantae; Streptophyta; Magnoliopsida; Arecales; Arecaceae
Cellular component (GO): nucleus
Source: RefSeq, a predicted model, not a curated record